AUGGACCAACGGAAUGUCGUUAUCAAGAGGGUUCGCCGACGACAACACAGCAGCUGUGACCAGUGCCGAAAAGGCAAACGAGCAUGCGAUGCGGCGUUCAUGAGAGAACAGACACACUUGGACACCGUCGCAGGGACUGCGUCCAUAGCCCGAUACGAUCCUCAUCAAGGAAAACCUCGAGCCCCGGCAGCCAAGUGUUCCAACUGCCAGAAAGCCGGUCGCAAUUGUACCUUCGACUGGCUGGAAUGUGCCUUGCCCAGAGCGACCAAAGGUAUCAAGAAGAAGCUGCAAUCUCGCAAUGACGGCGAUACGGCGAAGGAAAGGUCCGAAACUCAGUUCUCAACCCAACAGUCGACGUACCCGUCCACGCUUGAGAGCGACCCUGACUUGUUCUCAGACGUCGGAACACAAAAUCUGAAUGUCGCGCACGUCAAUGAUCCCGAGUUGUUCGAUAUUUGGGGUUCGCCUGAGAUACUCUUCGACCAAGGGGUAAGCGAGGGGCAAUUUCUGGACUCUUUCGCAACAGACACACAAGCAGUGGGUUGGGAAACCUCCUUCACCCCCACCAAUAAUCCUCCUUUUCAGCUUGAUUCCAGAUCGUGGCCGGGAAACGAACCCGUGCUGCGUUUGGUGGAAAAUGUCCAGGAUCCAGAAGAGAUGGUUCUGGAGAAUCAGCAAUAUAAGGGAGCAGACCAAGAGCUAUAUUCGACGGAUCCAUGGUCUCCAGAUACGCUCCUGCUCACAACACCAAGAUAUAGCUCAGCCCCAACUGUUUUAGAUGACGAUUUGCCUCCAUCUCUGUUGUCCGAGACUACUUUGUCAUCAGAAACAAAUCGAUGGUUGUUGGCCCAAAACUGGUUGCGUGUGUAUCAUGACAGCAUGGAGAAUGCUCUCUCGUGCUGGUUGACGGAGAGGAAUUGCCCAUAUACGCUCACACAUAGCGGCACCAAUGGACUCGCCAAUGUGUCGGGUCCACAAUGGUCAAAUCGAAUUUACCAGCGGGUGUGCAAUCUGGAUAAAGCCAUCAACAAUUUACCUGGAAGGAGGUUAUCGAGUAAAGAAAACUCAAUGGCAGAAAGGGCUCUCAAUGCAGCGGUGAUGGCUUUUGGUGUUCAAUGGGCCCAAGCUGGUGACAGGGGUGGUAUUCGCCAUCACACCUCGUCCUUUGCUGCCACCUCAAGUGUUCACGAGGAGAUGAAUCUCCCAACCGCAAACGAAUUCGGUAGGUCUGUACAAGAAACAUUGUGGAAUCAAGCCCGUCAAGCGUUACAGGACGCCGCUGGUGUUGAAUCCUACAGGGUCGCCUUCGCAAACAUCAUCUUUUCUCUCACUCAACGACCACUCAACCCUCAAGACUGGACUCUAACCAGGAGCUGGAAGCCUCGUGCUGAGAGCAUACAGUUGGCACCAACCUCUCCAUCUGACUGUGGUGUUUCUGCUGCUCACAGUGAAGGGUUGGAUUCGAGGUGGGACGCUCUUCAGGAGAUACUCAGUGCGGAUGGACCUCCCGUGUUUCUUGAAGCUGCAUCGAGACAGCUUAUAUCCUCUCGAUGGAAGUUGGAGCAGUACAAUCGAAAAAACGCGAGGAAGACAGUACGGUCGCCGGAUGGAUCUCAAUGGGAAGGGACUCGAGCUUGUGCAGCAAGCAUAGUUCUCAGCCGCGAACAUCGGGACACUUUCCGGCUCCUGUCCUGGCUGGCGAUAAUGUUCGAUACGCUCACUGCUGCAAUCCUUCGACGCCCUCCAGUUGUCCCAGAUGAAGACACCAGUAUUGAAUCUUCGGACCCAUGGGAAUCAACUUUGGAGUCUUCAGGUGGCUUGUCCAACUCAUCCGCCCGAGGCAUCGAUCUUGAUGGCUGGGAUGCCGGAUUACGUCCACGGAAACCGAAACCGAAACAGCAACUUCAAACCCCUGAUAUCUGGGAUGACCUCUUUCUCCAAGAUCAAGACUUUGAUGACCACGAAGUAAAACAACAUUCCUACAGCUUGGACGAUGCGGCUGCGGUCUUAUGUGAUGCUGCUCCUGUGAAAGUGUUACUUUUCCGCAAGGUAGGCCACAUCCAAAAGUUGAUGGCCCGAAGGGCUGGCAGCGAAGCGCUCGAGCAGGCAGUGGAUAAGGCCUUGAGUGUGUACAUGUUCUGGAACAGUUCAUUCGGAAAGUUCAUUACUCACUGCAUGCGCGGGCAUCACAAUCUUCCAGCUCGCAUCCAAUCAUGGUACCUGAUACUUGCAGGGCAUUGGCACCUUGGAGCCAUGUUGCUCGCCGAUGUCAUUGAGGAGAUGGACCAGGCUGGAUUGAGUCAUCCAGCACGAAAAAGGUCACGGCAGAUGUCUGACUUGUCGAAUGACAUGAGACGGAAAGAUGCCAUCGCCAUAUCCGAAUUGUGCCGAUGCUCUUUGUAUGGCUCUGCUUUGUCUUUUCCCGCAGCUCGUGAGUUUACAUAUCCUGUCAACCAGGUUGCAUUAUUGUCAGAGCCCUGGACAUUAGUGUUGAUACAGUCGUUCAGUCGUGCGGGAUACGUCUUUGUGAGUCAGCUGCAUGCACCUCGACGGCGGAGGAACGCAGAAUGGUCGACCGUCGAGGACGAAAGGAUCCUGGCCAGAAUGAGGUGCGAGUAUUGCAUCGAAGGCCUCCUCCAUCUCAGUAACAAGUCAGAUAUGGCUUAUCUCGCAGGGAAGUUUCUGAGGGAUUGUCUAAGCGAUUUAGCCGAAUAG
Messenger RNA from Capronia coronata CBS 617.96, 2715 nucleotides. RefSeq lists its product as uncharacterized. The transcript has a single exon. NCBI's taxonomy places the organism in Eukaryota, Fungi, Ascomycota, Eurotiomycetes, Chaetothyriales, Herpotrichiellaceae. Gene Ontology annotation, biological process: regulation of DNA-templated transcription. The coding region runs from base 1 to 2715 and encodes 904 amino acids. Gene Ontology annotation, molecular function: zinc ion binding; DNA-binding transcription factor activity, RNA polymerase II-specific. The record is from RefSeq and is a predicted model, not a curated record.